Molecule: messenger RNA, 1453 nt
Organism: Elaeis guineensis (African oil palm)
Lineage: Eukaryota; Viridiplantae; Streptophyta; Magnoliopsida; Arecales; Arecaceae
Product: zinc finger protein 7-like
Source: RefSeq, a predicted model, not a curated record
UUACCUUGUUCUGCUUCUUUUUAAGCGAAACCUUCAGCGUUCCACAAAGCCUCUAUGACUUCCUAUCACUUCCUCUUCAGAAAACUUGCUUCUCAUACACUUUUCCCUCUUCAUCUUUGAAAGAAACUAAUACGGUGCCAAAUGGAACAGGAGGAACUAGGAGAGAAAGCAGCCAACGACCAAAGGUCAGAAGCACAUACCAGUGAUUACAAUGACAGUGAAGUCGGCGAUGAUGGUUCAGAGACAUGGUUGGACCUGACCCUCAGUGGGAGAAUCUCGUCAACAGCCGGAAGCUCUUCUGCUUCCCGGUCAAAAUCUGCUCCACACAAGAUGUUCUCAUGCAACUUCUGCAUGAGGAAGUUCUUCAGUUCCCAGGCUUUGGGUGGGCAUCAGAAUGCCCACAAGAGGGAGAGGGGUGCAGCUAGGAGGGCUCACCAAUCACAAAGGUUGAUGGUGGGUUCAUCCUUUAAUGCUCCUUUUCUUCAAUCUCUACGAGUUCAUUCUCACUCAAUUAUUCACAAGCCACAAAGAGAAGGAGGCAUAGCAAUGGUGGCAAGAUUUGGUGACAUCAGUUCCAAUGUCAAAACGACAUGGACACCCUUUGCACCUGAAGAAGCAACAGGCAUAAAGUGGCCUGGAAGCUAUCAAUUGAAUUCUCAACUGCCCAAGCAGCCAACCGAGCAACAAAAGCUCGACUUGAGUCUCCGGCUUUAAUAUGUUCACAAGCCACUUCCCUCGUGUCUCUGGCCUGAUCUAUUGUUCAGCCUAGAUUUAUUCAUCAAUCAUAAAGAACUGACAGGUUUAGGCCUUGAUCCAACAUAAAGAGUUCAUUUCUACUUCAAGGAAUAUAUGUGAUAAUUGAGAAAAUAUAAGUUGAGUGUUUUCAGUGAUUGCUUUAGCAGAAGUGUGUAUUCAACUUGCGACUCCCCAUCAUGUUUUCAAUCUCAAUGCCCAUUGUACUGGCUUUUAGAUGAUUAAUCCAUCCAUUACUAAGUCCAACUUCCAAAAAUAACUCUUCAAUUAAGAUUAUCUUCCAAUUGUCAUUAGCUGAAGGCUUACAUGAUUAUAAAUGGAUAUGGUUAGUGAGGCAAAAAUCAAAGUAUUGGACAAAUGAUAGGUUCUUCAUCAUGGCCCAAAGUAUUAUAGGCAAGAACAAUAGGUUUUCCUAAAAUUACAUUCAGUAAUGAUAGCACGGCCAGAGCCAUGCAUGGCUCAAAAAUGCCGAGAGUGAUUACAAAAAAUAUUGGAACUGCAAAAAUGGGCAGUGAGGCAAAAGAAGAAACAGAGCACAAGCAGCAACCUUUUCUACCGAUAAGCAAUAAGAUUACUCAUGAUAUAUGGACACUUGAUGCCCAUAAUUUCAACAUUUCAUGCACAGAUAAGAAAAAAAUAAUUUUCUGAAGUAGAAUAAAUGUAUUUUCCGAUUUAACCAAAAAAAUGAAAUAAAGAUGUC